AUGGAGCGUGAUUAUUCUGGUCCUACAGGCGAUGAUGUUGAUCCAGAUACUGAUCUGUCAUAUGCUGAUCCAUUUGCUGAUGAGGACGACGAAGAUGGAGCAUAUCUUUCCCCCGACAACGACCAUCCGCCCGAGUAUUACAUUCAACAACUUGAGACCUUCAACGAAGAAGAGUACGUGAAAGAAGACUACAAAAAGAGCAGUACCCGUCUGCUGAAUUACAUGGAAGAUCAGUGGAAUCAGUACUCUGCCAGCUCUCUAGGGACGUAUUGGAAGGUUUUCCGCUUAGUGUAUGAGAGAGCAACUGGUGCAAGACUAGAUGGGAAGAUCAGCCGAAGCAUGCACAAGGUACUGAGGAAGCUGACCAAGAAGCACGGGCUGAAGAAGAUAGGUCGAGACAAGGCUUGCAUGUAUGUCGAGGACUUGGCCCAAGUGCUGCAAACCAACCUGGUAACCACCGAAAAGAGAUAUCCACACGGACGCUAUAGGAUACAGGCCCAGCUCUAUCUGCAACUGGGUGGAUUUACGGCGAAUCGGCCUCAAGCUCUUCUCAGUCUCUGCUAUCGGCACAUAAAAGUCACGCUUUUACGGGAUCCAGAAGGUGGCCCCCAUCGAGUAUUGCUUGAGUUCACCUUCGAGUUCACAAAGGAGUUCCUUGGUGUCAAAGACUUGAAUACGUUCCCUCUUCCAGAAAUCAUGUACGACGAGACGCUCCUCUUUAGUCCACACGUCUUUCUCCUUGGCCUGCUAUUCUACGAUCGGGCGUUUGCAGCCUACAAUCUAACCUCUCCAGAGGAGCUCAGCAGGCUCACGAUUCCGCAAGGCCGCAAUGAGCUACCAUUACACCUGAACCAUAUAUUAGACGAUGUUCCUGUGUUCCGGAAAGCGACGAGAACUGUGCACGGCUGGGAUAUCUCUCCUCACGAGCCCCUUCCCUACUCCACUCUGCUGCCAUGGGUUCGAACCCUGGGCGAGGUCACAGGGUUUGCUCAAGUUACCCGUCCUUAUUCUUUGAGAUAUGCCGGAGGGAAGGCGUUUAAUGAGAACGGUAAGUCCUGCGAUCUGGUCUAUGCACGAUCUGUGGUGCAUGAUGUGGUACUAACGUACUGCGUAGGCAAUGUUAGUGAGGCUAUGCAGAACCUGAUGAUGGGUCAUGCUAGUAUAUCAACAUUCUUGAAGCAUUACCUCUCACGUCGUAUCACAGUUGAUACGCAGGCUGUCGUGCGAGGCAUCCAGCCCCAGACAGCCUUCAUGCGGGCAGCUUGUACUAUGAGCCGUUCGAUUGAUCUUCGUCGGCCACGACGACUCACGCAGGAACAGUCUGCAUCCGUAGAUGAAGAUCCAUCCGUUCGCUUCCUACUUGACCGACGAGACCGACUGAAGCGUAAAGUACCCAAUGCAACCAAACACCCCGAGUACAAAACGCUUGUCUUGAAGAUCAGCCAAGAGAGACAGCGUCGACGGCACGCCCUUCUUAAAGCCGUCAAGGAACGCUGGGAGUUUGAACAGCCUGUGCGUGAUGUCGAGCGGCAGCUUGCUGGCUUAGACGCUAUCGAUGAUUCGGAGCCGAUCCAUAACAUUAUGCUCCCAGCUCAAGAAGAGCUAGCCAACUCAAUCCUGUCGAAGCCAGGGACCACUAUAGAAGAGGAGACGGACAGGCGUAAUGGGGCCAUUCGUGCAGUUACCUUGUACUGUGGCAUCGAAGAGGGGGGGAUGUACCCGGUUCAAAAAGCGGGUCGGAGCAGGAACAUUGCCUUAUCCACCAAGAGCCAGCUGAGGUACGGUGAAGGAGCAUUAGAAGCAGCCAAGGUCUCGGUGUACAAGGAGGAAAGACCAAAGAUAUGUUUCCUUUGCCUUGGCAACGAAAGACUGCCGCUGGCACAGCGCAUACAUUCCUUCAGUACCCCAGGUGAUCUCACGAAGCAUUUCGGACGGAAGCACUUAAAAAACAUUAAAAGUAGCGAGGGUCUUAGCUGCAAUCUUUGUAAAGUGUUCCUGGCGGACAAGAAGCACUUGCAACAACAUGCUGAAAAAGUUCACGGAACCGCAUCUCCUAGGAGUUCCUAUGAUUGCUGCUAG
Messenger RNA from Alternaria alternata, 2079 nucleotides. RefSeq lists its product as hypothetical. The record is from RefSeq and is a predicted model, not a curated record. The coding region runs from base 1 to 2079 and encodes 692 amino acids. Lineage: Eukaryota; Fungi; Ascomycota; Dothideomycetes; Pleosporales; Pleosporaceae. The transcript has 4 exons.